Hippocampus comes (tiger tail seahorse) is the source of this 1295-nucleotide messenger RNA. It is a transcript of the gene polr1g, whose product is annotated as RNA polymerase I subunit G. NCBI's taxonomy places the organism in Eukaryota, Metazoa, Chordata, Actinopteri, Syngnathiformes, Syngnathidae. Gene Ontology annotation, cellular component: RNA polymerase I complex. The transcript is spliced from 3 exons. The record is from RefSeq and is a predicted model, not a curated record. Gene Ontology annotation, molecular function: RNA binding. The coding region runs from base 133 to 966 and encodes 277 amino acids. Gene Ontology annotation, biological process: transcription by RNA polymerase I.
ACACUAGGGUCACAGUUCAUCUGUGGCCACACGCACACGUGCUGUUAUCUUUUCAAGCGCGCACCCCCAGCUUUCAAACGUUGGAAUACAUUUUGGACCACUUUUCCCCGGUAAUUUUUCAACAGCAUAAAAAUGCCUGGAGAUGUUUCAUCCUCGUCAAGUGAGGACGAAGCGAGUCACCCGCCAGCGGAAGCGUCGUUUAGGCAAAAACACGUCGCAGAGAGGAGCAGCAAGUAUCAGUGCCCCGAUGACUUCGUGUGCUUCAGUCACAAGCCUUGCAGCAACACGCUGACCGAGAGCCUGAAGAGCAGCGAGAGCGAACUGUGGCUCAUUAAAGCCCCUGCCAACUUUGAUCCUCGAUGUUUGAGAGGUGCAAGCGUGAAUCUUUCCGGCUUUCAGACACUGAAGCUUCCUUCCGCCUCGGCUGCCGGCGAGGGGCACGGCCAGCAAGUCUACAACAUCCUGGCGUCCAAUCACGGCACCGCCGACCUCCGCUUGCUCACCGCUGCAUCUUCGUCGCCGGUUGUGGGGCCUGCCUUCUCUGGCCUCUUGAGCGUUUGCGAGAGCUACGGGGGCGCCCGCGCGCCUCCCUGCGUCGUCCACGCCCCGCCCGCGCCGGCCAUCCCGCCCGGACUCAAGCAGAGAUUCCAGCCCUUCGGAAGCAAGACGCCCACCACGGCGCAGGAGACACAAGAUGAGGACAGGAAGAGGAAGAAGAAGAAAAAGAAAGACAAGCACAUUAAAAAGGAGGAAGAAGUGAGGGUCAAACAGGAAGUUGAGGAAACAGGCCAGGAACACACUGAGGAAGAGAGCAGCAGGAAGAGGAAAAAGGUGAAGGAGGAAGUGGCCGUUGUGCAAGUGAAACAGGAAUUGAAGCGUGAACUGGAUGUGGGCGCUUUAUACAAUGAUGACAGCUCGGCAAAGAAGAAGAAAAAGAGGAAAAAAAGCAAAAUGGAUGCCGAAUAAAUGUCAUCAACUCAGAUUGAACUCAAUUUUUCUUUUGGAGGGAGGGCGUACCUCAAAACGUUUUCGCAUUUGUCCUCAUUAGGUUGUAUGUCAGAUGACUUUUGGUGACAGGUGGUGUACACCCUGGACUGGUCGUCAGCUCAUCGACCAGUUUUACUCAGAGACAAACAUUCACUUCCAUUCACAUUUUGGAAUGGGGGAGGAAAACCGCAUCCACGCACUAAGAGAACGUUCGAUCUCUACACAGGAAGUGAAUCCAGAACCUCGAGACUGCGAGGCACACAUGCUAACCAGUAGACCUCUGUGAAGCCCCAAAAGAAAUGUUUAAU